Molecule: messenger RNA, 1469 nt
Organism: Saccoglossus kowalevskii
Lineage: Eukaryota; Metazoa; Hemichordata; Enteropneusta; Harrimaniidae
Product: putative Bax inhibitor 1
Biological process (GO): negative regulation of endoribonuclease activity; negative regulation of RNA splicing; negative regulation of apoptotic signaling pathway
Cellular component (GO): mitochondrial membrane
Molecular function (GO): enzyme binding
Source: RefSeq, a predicted model, not a curated record
GUACACUAUUCUCUGGUUUAUCUCUGAUAUUGAUGUUGUCGCUUCUAAACAUCUUUCUUGGAUCUGUCUUGAUACUCAAGGUCAAUUUGUAUCUUGGAUUGGCCAUUAUGUGUUUCUUUGUUCUCUAUGAUACCCAACUGAUUGUGGAAAAAUUCCGCCUUGGAGACGAUGAUUAUAUCUGGCACUCUGUUGAUUUGUUCCUUGAUUUUGUUAAUAUUUUCCGCAAACUUCUCAUCAUUCUUGCCAUGAAUAAAGAGGACAAGAAGAAGAAAUAAAGACCUGAGAUUAACUUGCCUUAGACAUCACAUCGGCAAGAUGUUGAAGUUUUUUUUUUCAUUCUUAUCUCUCAAUUUAUAUACAUCAUAAUUAUUUUUCUGUAAAUUUUUCCAAAAUUUGAUAUUGAAAUUGAGUUGUGUAUAAUAAGUGCAUAAAUCUAUUGACACUGAAAAAGUUGGAUCAUAAGCUGUGACAGUAAAUAAGAAAAGCGUUGAAAAGUUGUAAAAUCUCAACCAUCUGUCUAUUCAUAUGUAUAAGAAUUGGUGAUGUUAGAUUGUCAAUAUCUUUUCUUCUAGCGUCCAUAGCUUGUAAUGUUUUGAAUAAAUUAAAGGUACCAGUUGAGUAGUCAUGUCACAGCUUGUUUCAGUUUUUUUUACAUUAACCCUAUAUGAACACAACAGUGUGUGCUGUCGUACUGUUUAAUAUUACAUUAUCAUAUUCAUUUAAAUUUAAAAAAAUGUGUUGUGGCAUAAUUAAUAUUAUUGUUAUAAUGUUCUUUAUAUUAAGUUUUUAUCUAUCUCUGUAUAAGCUAGUUAAGUCAGGCUUCUUCUUGUUUGGAAAAGACUUUAUAAAAUAGGCCUCAUAUGUAACUCAAAUGGUCAAACAUAAGAUUUUUUCGAAAAAUGCAAGCAGUUGUUAUGAGGUAUAAACUAUUGCAGUUGUAGUGACAACAUUAUCCCAUAUAUUUAUAUAAGAGGCCUAUUAUAUUACUGUGACUAGUGAUGGACUUUAUCACAUUACCAUUGUGCAUAUCAUCUAUGUACUCAAGAAGUACAAACUCGUUGUACCGUUAUUAUUGCUAGGAGUAAUUCACACUGGAUAACAACAAUUACUUGCAUUUAUUUACUUCAAUCUAUUUUGUUAGAAUGUAGGUCAGCUGAUGCAAUUUAGACAUUAACUUAAUUGAAUACAUGAUUUAUAAGUGUGUAAUUCAUAAAAGAAUAAUAAGUGUUUUGAGUUGGUCAUGUAAUAAAAUGUGCUUUAAUUAGGGUAAAUAUGGUAUAUCCCAACUAUGAGUUGUUACAUAAAAACUGUAUAUUGAUUGUGCAUCUUGCCAGUCCAGCUGUUUUAUGAGCUGUACUUGCAAGGAGGGUGAAUAUUAGUUUCUUGCUAUGUGCCCAGCACCUUGCAAAUGUCAUGUAGUUAUAUUAAAAUUUCAUAUACAGUUUAAUAAAGCACUUGGAUUACUUGGA